Molecule: messenger RNA, 1454 nt
Organism: Mobula hypostoma (lesser devil ray)
Lineage: Eukaryota; Metazoa; Chordata; Chondrichthyes; Myliobatiformes; Myliobatidae
Exons: 4
Coding region: 435-1325 (296 amino acids)
Source: RefSeq, a predicted model, not a curated record
GGGUGCAGGCUGCCUGCUCUCUGCUCGGUUCGUACUAAUAACCACAGGCUGCUGCCUGUGAUCUCAGAGACGCCUGGGACCGUGGGUGCACAGACACAGGAAGCUGGGAGCUGUCGCGCAAACACCUCCCCCAACGCUCGCAGCUGAAGCAAGAGCGCGGACCUGGCUGUGCGCGCUUGUCUGCAGCCCCGGCGUCGCACCGAGCCCAGGAGGGUCUGCGUGGGGUAAUCAGAAAUCGUACUUGCGUUCAGCUUCAAGCCGUCUACCAUAAACGAAUGUAACCAGGAAUUCUGCAGAUGCUGGAAAUUCAAGCAACACACAUAAAAGUUGCUGGUGAACGCAGCAGGCCAGGCAGCAUCUCUAGGAAGAGGUGCAGUCGACGUUUCAGGCCGAGACCCCUCGUCAGGACUAACUGAAGGAAGAAUUGAGGGACGAUGCCUCCGUGGAGGACCAGCCGUGGCCUUGUCCUCGGUCUCUUGACGUGCUUGAGUCUGACCCUGGUGACCGCUGAAUCUGUGGCCACUCCCGCACAAGGCGAUGAGGCAGACAACCUCCCAGCCCAGAAGCUGAACGCAGCUGCAGCCCCAGGUGAGGGUGCGGCCACACCGUGGGUCAAAACCCCAAAGAGGACCGUGACUGUGACCCCUCAAAGCGAUGUGCUGACAAAGAAGGCCUCAGUGGUGGAGCAAGGCCCGAAGAAGGCCUCACUGAAAAGGCUGAGCCGUUCGCGGCGGGACCAGACUUCACCCAGUAACAACAAGGAGGAGGCAAAGGUAAAAGUGGAUGCUCUGCCACAGCGGACGGGCCUGGUUGUGGUCCUCGUGCUGCUCCUGUUUGCUCUGUUGGUGACCCUGACCGGAGCCUGGUGCAAGCUGCGGGAGUACGGGGGCACCGGGGCCUACUACCCUUGGCAGAUGGAGACCGGCGCCCAUGGCACCCGUCGGUGGGCCCGCAUCCUGAGGUCCUUCCUGCCCGGGAGGGCUUCCUCCCAGCGGGGAGAUCCGGAGGCGGAGGAUCAGAAGAUCAUGGAUGACGAGAAUGAGGGGGAGGAUGAGGAAGACGAGGAGGAGCCCGGGAGCGAGGACGAGGAGGAGGAAGAGGAGGGAGGAAGCAAGUUGAGGAAGGAGGGGGACUCCCUCAGUGACUAUUCGAGCCUAGGGGGCAUCGACCUGCGAGAGAGAGCAGGGGCGGUGGGCGGAGGGGACGAGGAAUCCCUCCCCCCUCCGUCGUCAUCUCCCCGAGGGAGCCAGGUCCUGGGCGGCCUCCAUUCGCUCGCAGGGUCAGCCCCCUGGGGAGAAACGGGCCAGGACGUGACAGCUCUGUGAGGGGGAUGAGGGGAGUGAGGGGGAGCAACAAUAUUUCUAUCUUCGUCAUCCUGCACGAAAUGUUUUGCUGGGAUCUUGCUGUGCAGCUGAUGGCUGUGAUCCACAGGAUGCUGGGAGAUGGUGGGGAGA